UUGUGGUUGUUGUUGUUGUGGUGGUUGUUGUUGUUGUUGUGGUUGUUGUUGUGGUUGUCAUCGUCUGCUGCUCCGCCUCUUUGUCUCUGCUUCAUGUUCAUCUAAUGAUAAACUUUUAUAGUUUCAUCACAUGUAACAUGUCUGAACAGCAGCGAUGAGGCUGCUGCUGGACCAGACGACCAUUAUGCCAGCUAUUCUCCCUUUGUGUUGGUCUCCAUGGUUACCCUGUCAAAGACUCAGCUGACUGUCAGCUGUCCUUUGUGUGUUGGUCACCGGCCUCUCUGGCCUCCACUCCGCUCUGUGAUUUUAAAGAAGACCUGCUCUGCCGCGUGUGCGUCAGUGUGGACGGAGAUGUCAGCGGCGGCAGCAGCAGGCGGCGGCGGCGGCCCCCCGGGCAUGAUGUCCACCGCCGGGCAGCAGCGGCGGCGCUCGGGCGCGGUGAAGAGGAGGCGGUGGGGGGGUCUGAGGCAGCAGUGGAAACUUCUGGGCCUGUUUGAGAUCGACCAGCAGCACGAGUUCUACGGCCUGACCUGCAUGAUGAAGGCGGGGGUGGCGGCAGCCAUCCAGAACAACGCGUCUGCAGCUGAAGUGUCAGAUGAUGAUUUCAGGUCAGAGGUCACUCAGAUUCAUAAGGACUUCACCAUGGAGACGUUUGCCGGCCCGGUGUUUUCCAGCCUGCGAGGCUCGUUGGGGAUGACGGAGCUCGAGUAUCAACAGUCUCUCUGCUCUGACGACUGUUACCUCCAGUUCAUCAGCAACUCCAAGAGCAAGGCCGACUUCUUCCUGACAAAUGAUAAACGCUUCUUUUUGAAGACUCAGAACAAAAGAGAAAUCAAAUUCCUUCUGGCCAACCUGAAGAUCUACAUGGAACAUCUGAGGAAGCAUCCCCAUUCACUGCUGGUCAAGUUCCUGGGUGUUCACAGGAUCACAACCCCUCACAUGCGGAAGAAAUACUUCAUCGUCAUGCAGAGUGUGUUUUAUCCAGACGAUCGAAUCGAUGCCCGGUACGACAUUAAGGGCUGCGAGGUGAGUCGCUGGACGGAGCCUGCGCCGGAGGGAAGUCAGAUCAUUGUGGUUCUCAAAGAUCUGAACUUUGAAGGCCAGCACAUCACUCUGGAUCGCCAGCGUCCGUGGUUCCUGCGGCAGGUGGAGAUCGACACACACUUCCUGCGGCGGCUCAACGUGCUGGACUACAGUCUGCUGCUGGCCCAUCAGCCGCUGCAGCACGACGAGCGGCACCACAGUCUCUCCUUUGCGACUCUCAUCAUGAGAACCAAAAAAUCUGUCAACCCGGGCUCCAGCCCUGUUCACUCAGGCGUAGCUGCUGUUCCCGGGGAAGUCCGGGAAGAUGACUUCAUGUGCACGUUGUGUAUGAUCCAACCACAAGCGGGAGAAACAUCAGGUGUUUGCACUUGUGCAAAGCAUUCUGUGCCAGGCAGCGAUGCAACGGAGCUCCCCGACUUCAAGGCCCAAAACCGCCGUUUACUACCCGACUUAAAGAAUCCUCUGCACGUCAUCGAUGGGCCUGAGCAGCGCUACUUCAUCGGCAUCAUUGACAUUUUCACAGUUUACAGUUUUAGGAAGAGGCUGGAGCAUCUGUGGAAGAGGCUGAGACAUCCAGGCCGCUCCUUCUCCACCGUCAGGCCACAGACUUACUGCCUCAGGCUGUGUCAGUGGCUCCAGGACCACACCGAGUAGUGGACCAGUACAAAGACAGAAUCCUGGGACUGUGUGUUACUUCUGAUGAGUCUGCAGCUUGACUUUACUCUUUCUUUUGCUGUGUCACCCUUAAAUAAUACAUGCUUGAGCCUUAUGUCUGCAAACACUGGGGAUGAUAUGUGCUGUAACCUCAGUGCAAUGGAUAAAGGAUGUGUCACAGAUGA
This is a messenger RNA of Scophthalmus maximus (turbot), 1883 nucleotides long. It is a transcript of the gene pip5kl1, whose product is annotated as phosphatidylinositol-4-phosphate 5-kinase-like 1. The transcript has 9 exons. Lineage: Eukaryota; Metazoa; Chordata; Actinopteri; Pleuronectiformes; Scophthalmidae. Bases 217 to 1698 code for a protein of 493 amino acids. Gene Ontology annotation, biological process: phosphatidylinositol metabolic process. The record is from RefSeq and is a predicted model, not a curated record. Gene Ontology annotation, molecular function: phosphatidylinositol kinase activity.